CUUUAAAAUCAAAAUUAGCUGAAGAAAGAAAGUAAUUGACGAAGGCGAUGGAAGCUUCCAUAUCUCAGUUCCGCGACGGCUUAGCUCGUAUCUGCAACCACAUCGACUCUACCUCCGCCGCCCUCCUUCAAUCCCUCAACCGCCGUCCCAUUCCUUUCGAUUCUGCUUCGGUAUCGUUCGUGCAAUGUUUAAACCGACGAGUAUCUACUGCCACUAGUGAUCUCAACCUCCUAGAAUCGAUGACGUUUGAUACGGUGUCGUUUGAGGAGUUGUUAGGUCAUUGUAAUGAGGUUUAUAAGAAGAAUCAGAUUGAUAUUGUUGAGCUAGAGGACCGGCUUUCGGAUUUUGGAUAUGUUCCUGGGCUGGACACUGAUGAACCAAAAGAAGACACAAAUGAUACAGAAUUAAAUACAAGUACUCCUUUGGAUUUGAAGAAUACGAUGGAAGACGACUCUUUAUUGGAUGAUACGUUGAGCUUGCGGUAUCUUGGUAUUUCUGAUGCUUCUCUGGCCACAAUUGUAUCCGAAGGUAACAAUGCGAUUGAGAUGGAUCAGUUAUAUGAGCCAGCCACGGAUAUCUCAGCAAUAGAAAAGGAUGAACAGAAUGGAUUGAAACCAUUUGAAGAUUCCGAUUCGUUUAUAGAUGUACAUAAAGAAGUUUAUGACAGUCUUCCUUCAUAUCUGAAAUGUUUAGCAUCUUGGGAGGAUUUGGUUGCUGCUGUUGAAAAGAUGAACUUACAUCUCAAACAGAAAACCAAGAAUGGCAACUUCUUCACCCAAGAUGAUCUUUCUUCUCUGGACUUAGGCCCUAAAAUCAGAUCCUACUUGGUGUUACUCAUGAAGAUGAACCGCUUAGUCGUGGAGACCAUUGAUGGCUUAAUUUCGUAUAGAGUACUCUAGCUGGUAGUUUACAAACCAACCAACGUACAACAUCACUAUUAAUUCUUCGUAAGUUCUCUCAGUUGGUUUGCCGGUUUGGUCAUGUAAGAUAUAGGGAAAUUAUAGACAGUUUUGUGUCUUACUCUUACGCUGUAGAUUGCGUAACAUUAUGUGUUGUGAAUGAAGUGAGGAUCACUAAUGGUAAAUCAU
Messenger RNA from Erigeron canadensis, 1088 nucleotides. RefSeq lists its product as uncharacterized. Gene Ontology annotation, cellular component: outer kinetochore. Bases 48 to 899 code for a protein of 283 amino acids. Gene Ontology annotation, biological process: chromosome segregation. NCBI's taxonomy places the organism in Eukaryota, Viridiplantae, Streptophyta, Magnoliopsida, Asterales, Asteraceae. The record is from RefSeq and is a predicted model, not a curated record. The transcript has 8 exons.